AUGUCGCGUUUAGGGCCACUAUAUUAUGCACUUGUAUUUUUCAUGGUCUUAGCUUACUUGAGCUUGCCUCUUGGAAAGGUCAGCUGUUCGGGGCUGGGCACUGAUCCACAGGCAAACGACCCGGAGCAGCAACCCUGGCACGUGCACCCUACCUCUUUGGCGGAUGUCGGCCAGUUGCAGUACUCGAGAAGUCUGCACAAACGUCGUUCUAUUUCAGAGCCCGAGGCAAAUGGUGAUUCCAGAAAUAUGAGUGACUUUGUGCGGACUGCCACAGAACCCCCCCGUAACCGCUCGUUGCCGCUUUUCGUCUUCGUGGCCGGGGUCGAGGGCUCUGGACACCAUGCCUUGGGCAUCGCUCUGGAGCGGUGCUUUGACGUUUCGUUCUCGUUUGCUCCUGAAGUGUGGGUUGCUCAGUAUUACAGCUUCACGCCGUACGUGUGGACGAGGGCGAGCGAUUUUUACGAGCGGCUAGCUGCGAAUAGCUAUGGAGCGUCCGUUAUUGGAGCACGAGCCGUGUUGGACUAUCAACACUCAUUUCCGUUCGGUUGGUUCCGAUCGACACUUUUUCAUCCGGAUCUUAACAUUCUCAGGGAGCUUGAUGGCGAAUACUUAGAUCUUCGUGUCAUAUUUUUGCAUCGGGAUCCAACAGAUACGGUCAUCUCUGCGUUGAAACGCGGGUUUGUCGACGAUCCCUUCCUGCAGGCGAGAAUCGUCGAAGCUGCCCUGAUGUAUAUGGACCGCUUCAUAGAUAAGAUGGCGCCGGAGAAGGUGGCUGUAAUCCAUUAUAACAGGUACAGAGAGCGUCCUUUAGAGUACCUGGAAACACUGUCGCGCGUCGCAGGGUACUGCAACAAGGAGGACUUGCGCGACUUUAUCGUUGAAGCAGAACUAAUCAUAGAUAGAUUCAGAAAACAGCGUUUGGAGGGCAACGAGCCCAAGCAGUGCCCAAGAAGCAAUCGAAGACGUCCCGAAGACUGCGAUGACUUUGAAAAACGAAUUCGCGCCUGGUUCGCAGCACGCUCCAAGUAUUGGCCACGGUUGGCAGAAGAGCGCCUCUGGUAG
Messenger RNA from Cyanidioschyzon merolae strain 10D, 1062 nucleotides. RefSeq lists its product as hypothetical. NCBI's taxonomy places the organism in Eukaryota, Rhodophyta, Bangiophyceae, Cyanidiales, Cyanidiaceae. The coding region runs from base 1 to 1062 and encodes 353 amino acids. The record is from RefSeq and is a predicted model, not a curated record. The transcript has a single exon.